AUGUCUGGCAGCCAGCCUCGCAUCAACUCACACCAUAUUCAGCAUGUUCAGCAAGCGCUCCUUGACUCCGCCGCCUCGCACCGCAUAUACCACAACCAGAGCGCCGGAGCCUUAAAUGGCAACUCUCCUGCUGUCAUGGACGGCUCUUCGUUUCCUGACUUUUCCUUUCCAUUCGGCGGCUUAUCGGACCAGGACCCCAUGAUGGCUAUGCCGGAAGCUUGCUUUGGUAACCCCCCGAACCCAGAUUUUCCCCAUAUUCAUGGACUUAGCAGUGCUGGGACUCCCGUCGGACACUCACUGGCUACUCUGCCAGGCUUGGCCGGGUCGUCCUUUGGUCCAGAGCCAAGUGACCGCAGUGCUAGCUUGGAAAUAGCAGAGGAUGUCAUACGUGAUCGAAAUUCCCCAGCUGAUCAUUCGUUCGAGGAUGCUGGGACCGAUGAAUUUGGCUUGCCAGGGAACCUUCGGGCUGAUGGCACGGAUCUUGGAGGCAAGAACAAGGAUGAUAAAGCAGGACAUCCACCAGCUUGGAGCGAGCUGAAAACAAAGGCAGGCAAGGAUCGCAAGAGACUACCUCUCGCUUGCAUUGCCUGUCGACGCAAGAAAAUUCGUUGUUCUGGAGAAAAGCCGGCUUGCAGGCAUUGCCUUAGAUCGCGCAUUCCCUGUGUGUAUAAAGUCACAACCCGAAAAGCUGCACCACGGACGGACUACAUGGCCAUGCUGGAUAAGCGGCUGAAGCGGAUGGAAGACCGAAUCAUCAAAAUUAUCCCCAAGCCAGAUCAAGACACGGUAUGUGCCGUUACUCGAGCAGUUGUCAAACCAGCAAUUCCUGGCACGAAUCAAGGAAGCAAAACGGCAUCUAAAAAGCGUGGCGCCGAUGAGGCCUUUGGUGCUGAUCUAGAAGCGUGGGCAAAGGGACCACCCAGAGUCAAGGCCAGAGGCGAUGGGGUCGACGAUGGGUCCCCGUCCCCAGACGACGGCGAGUCUGACGAGAACUUGUUGCUUCAGGAAGGCACCGAUGCUCUUCCGUCGAAAGAGGUCCAAGAGCAUCUUGCAGAAGUGUUUUUCGACAAUGUCUAUGGCCAAGCGUACCAUCUGCUUCACAAACCAAGUUAUAUGCGCAAGUUGAAGAACAAUACUCUUCCCCCCGUACUGAUUCUUUCCGUUUGUGCUGUAGCCGCACGUUUUGCGCCACAAUCUAAUAUUCGCUCCGACGCAAGACCUUUUCUACGAGGUGAGGAGUGGGCAUCAUGUGCCCGAGAUAUCUGUACGAGGCGGUAUGAAUGGCCAAAUAUGACCAUCUUGACUUGCCUUCUCAUCUUAGGCCUGCACGAGUUUGGAACGUGUCACGGUGGCCGUAGUUGGGCAUUGGGCGGCCAAGCAAUCCGCAUGGCGUUCGCUCUUCAGCUUCACAAGGACUUGGAAUUUGACCCAUCCAGACGGGGCAAGAAGACACCGCUCAGCUUCAUCGACCGCGAAAUUCGACGACGCAUCAUGUGGGCAUGCUUCUUGAUGGACCGUUUCAACUCUUCCGGCUCUGACCGACCUACUUUUAUCAAAGAAGAGUCUAUCAAGAUCCAACUUCCUGUCAAGGAAAGUUAUUUUCAGUUAGAUAUGCCGGCCCAAACAGAGUGUCUCGAUGGCUCCUCGCCCCUCUCUGAUUCUCCAGGCAGCGAGCACAACGUCCAGGCCAAGGCAAACAUGGGCGUUGCGGCGUACACAAUUCGCACUAUAGCCCUCUGGGGUCGUAUUGUUGCAUAUCUCCACCAAGGUGGGAAAGAGAUGGAUUCAUACCCCUUGUGGAGCGAGACGUCAGAUUAUACGAGUCUUGUUCAACAAGUGGAUGAACUGCAGCGUACGCUUCCCGAUUCGCUGCAAUAUUCUACAGACAACUUGACCUUGCACUUGACUGAGAAAACGGCCAGCCAGUUUUUACUAAUGCAUCUGUCAAUUCAGCAAAAUAUACUGUUCCUUCAUAAGGCGCCUAUUGCUUGGGCAAAUAACGGUAAUGACGCUCCCCCCGACUUUUUGGCACAAGCCAGUGCCAAGACGAUUUUGGCAGCAAAUCGGAUAUCUGAGAUACUACGGGAUGCUGAACAUGCCAAAUGCAACGUGACUGCUCCAUUUGCAGGCUACUGUGCCUUCUCCGCAACCAAUAUUCACAUUCUCGGAAUAUUCUCUGGCAAUGCCGCAGUCAAGGCGACUGCUGAGGUCAAUGCCGGCAUCAACAUCAAGUUCCUACGAAAAACGAUGCGAUACUGGGGCAUGUUCCACUGGAUGGUGGAAAACAUUCGAACUCAGUACAGAAAUGCCUUGGAGGCAUCACGAUGUGGGAAGCUUGGUGCACAAGGCUCUACAUCAUGGCCAGUUUUACAGUAUUCGGACUGGUUCAACCGAUAUCCUCACGGGGUCAGCGAGUUCGAUGUUGUAGAACCAAUAUCUCAGCGAAGAAGAGACAAGGGCGAGGACGCUGUAUUGGAACAGAAACCAGAGCUGCAAUCUGUCGAAGACUUCUUCACUAGCCUAGCUUCUCCAUGCAGUACCGAGGGCAGAGCUGCUUCUCAGGGCCCUGCUACCAAGCGCAAGCAGCCUUCAAAGAAUACCAGCGAUGCUCCCAUCAGUCGCCAAGAUAGCAACAAGUCCGUUGAGUCAGGUAUAGGACGACACACUGGAGGUCCCCUGAGAAUUCAGACGCAGAUUUCCGGCUCACAGCAGGCCCCAGUGUCCUUGAGUGGCCAGAGGAGCGGAUCUGGUGCGGCGGCAUUCAAUUCCGUUGGGCUGUCUCAGGCCCAGACGCAAUCACGCACGACAAUGUCUCCAACGAGCCCUGUGCAAGCCACGUCAUUCCCUCAGCAAGGCUCCAGCCAGUCUCCAUACUUCUCACAGGAUAUGCUCCAGAUGCACAGAAUGGGACAGCAAUCCAACGACAUGUCACAGAACCUGGACGGGCAGGUUUCUUAUGGAUACACAUUAUCUCCCGGUAAUCAGAAUACGAUGGAUGGCAGCGCACCCAACUGGCAUGCCAAGGGACAAGCCAAAAUGCCAAACCCGGAUCAACGUGCCUUGAAGAUGGACAGUGGGCAAGGUCCCCCACAACAGCCUCAAAGCCAGGGCCAAAUUGGCGCUGCCGGGCUGAGUGCAUUUACAGGCAGUGACCUUCCCCCCGAAUGGUUUAUGCCUUUUGGUGGCAUGGAGCAGCCUGGAUCGCAAAAUGUAAAUCCUUUUGGCCAAGGGGAAACUGGAAGCAACCCUGCCAUGGAUCCAUUUGGCUCCAUGUUUGGAACCAAUGUUUGA
Metarhizium acridum CQMa 102 is the source of this 3291-nucleotide messenger RNA. RefSeq lists its product as uncharacterized. Gene Ontology annotation, cellular component: nucleus. The record is from RefSeq and is a predicted model, not a curated record. Gene Ontology annotation, molecular function: DNA-binding transcription factor activity, RNA polymerase II-specific; zinc ion binding; DNA binding. Gene Ontology annotation, biological process: DNA-templated transcription; regulation of DNA-templated transcription. NCBI's taxonomy places the organism in Eukaryota, Fungi, Ascomycota, Sordariomycetes, Hypocreales, Clavicipitaceae.